This is a messenger RNA of Punica granatum (pomegranate), 1365 nucleotides long. The record is from RefSeq and is a predicted model, not a curated record. NCBI's taxonomy places the organism in Eukaryota, Viridiplantae, Streptophyta, Magnoliopsida, Myrtales, Lythraceae.
AUUAAUCAGACGGUCAUGGCUUUAAGGCCACUCGGAAAAUUCCCCGUGCUGCGGUAUUUCCGAAAGGAGACUUCGCCGCUCGAAAGAGUCAAGCAGAGUAGGAAACUGGUCAGCGUCAUCACACGUCACUGUCAGCCUAUCACCACCUUCCUCUAUAAAAGAAUCACUCUCUCUCUCUCUCUCUUUCGCACACUGCCACUUCUCCUACAUCACAUCACCGCCAGCCACAGAGAGAGAGGAGACGACGAGCUCUGCGAUUUGGUUGCAAUGGCUUCGAUGAGCGCCAUCCUCUCCUCUUCGCGCGCUCUCCACCGAUCUCCGGCGGCCUUCGGUUCGGCUUCCAGGCUCUCGCCGUUUCUGGAACCGUCCAGGACGCUCCCGCUCCAAUUCAAGUUCCCGGAGCUGGGAAUCACCUCCCCGAGGAAGAGGGCUGUCAUUUGUGAAUCAACCAAUGACGUAAAUGCUUUGCAUUCAGCUUCACUGCAGUCUGACUACGAUGCUGACUCUGUACCUAUGCCAGUGGUGCAUAUAGAUCAGGAUUCAGAUCCAAAUGCAACCAUUGUGCAACUCAGCUUUGGGGAUCGCCUUGGAGCUCUAAUUGACACUAUGAAAGCAUUGAAGCAGUUGGGAUUGGAUGUCUUGAAGGGAACUGUGACCACUGAGGGACCGGUUAAACAAACAAAAUUUUUCAUUACAAGAUUAGACACCGGGCGCAAAGUUGAGGAGUUUGAUAUGUUAGAGAGGAUCCGUCUGACAAUAAUAAACAAUCUUUUGAAGUAUCAUCCAGAAUCUAGUACCCAACUUGCUAUGGGUGAGGCAUUUGGAGUUAUGGCUCCAGAAAAAAAACUCGAUGUUGAUAUUGCAACUCACAUACAUGUCAAGGAUGAUGGGCCAAAGAGGAGCUUGCUUUACAUAGAGACAGCAGAUCGCCCAGGAUUGCUAGUAGAAAUCAUAAAAAUGAUUUCUGAUGUCAAUAUUGAUGUGGAAUCAGCAGAGAUUGAUACCGAGGGUUUGAUAGCCAAAGAUAAGUUUCACGUGAGCUACAGGGGCGCUGCCGUGAACAGUUCGUUAUCUCAGCUGUUGGUCAAUAGCCUGCGUUAUUACCUCCGAAGGCCCGAAACCGACAUCAACAGCUACUAGGACCUGCAGGGGAACAACCUAUUGAGUGUAAAACUCCGAUAUACGGCUAAUAAGUGUACUGUAUCUUCAGUUAGCUAUGUUGUGUGUCCAAUAGAUUCAGAUAACAGGCACUAAAGUUCACCAACUUACUCGACCGAAAAUGAAAUGGCUCGUCAUUUAGCAAUAUCGAGUCUUCUCUCUAUAAGAUACAAGAAAAAAAGGGAAAUGAAUGAGCUCUCAUCUAAA